GAAUUAAAAGUUAAGUGUUUGAUUUAUUUUGCAGAUUGUGGGUUACGACAUGACAGCUAUUAGGAAAAAGCUGGUUAUCGUGGGUGAUGGUGCCUGUGGAAAAACAUGCCUUCUCAUCGUGUUCUCCAAAGAUCAGUUUCCUGAAGUUUAUGUGCCCACAGUUUUUGAGAAUUAUGUGGCCGACAUAGAAGUCGAAGGCAAGACGGUAGAGCUAGCAUUAUGGGAUACAGCAGGACAAGAAGAUUACGACAGGCUACGACCUCUCUCCUAUCCCGACACUGAUGUUAUUCUGAUGUGCUUCUCCAUUGAUAGUCCUGACAGUUUAGAGAACAUCCCUGAAAAAUGGACUCCGGAAGUUAAGCAUUUCUGCCCAAAUGUACCGAUCAUUUUGGUUGGUAACAAGAAAGAUCUGAGAAAUGAUGAAAACACAAAGAGAGAGUUAAUAAAGAUGAAGCAAGAGCCUGUUAAGUUUGAAGAAGCCAAGUCAAUUUGUGAAAAGAUCAAUGGCUAUGAUUAUUUGGAAUGCUCUGCUAAAACAAAGGAAGGCGUAAGAGAUGUAUUUAAAACAGCCACAACAGCUGCACUUCAGGUAGAGCUAGCAUUAUGGGAUACAGCAGGACAAGAAGAUUAUGACAGGCUACGACCUCUCUCCUAUCCCGACACUGAUGUUAUUCUGAUGUGCUUCUCCAUUGAUAGUCCUGACAGUUUAGAGAACAUCCCUGAAAAAUGGACUCCGGAAGUUAAGCAUUUCUGCCCAAAUGUACCGAUCAUUUUGGUUGGUAACAAGAAAGAUCUGAGAAAUGAUGAAAACACAAAGAGAGAGUUAAUAAAGAUGAAGCAAGAGCCUGUUAAGUUUGAAGAAGCCAAGUCAAUUUGUGAAAAGAUCAAUGGCUAUGAUUAUUUGGAAUGCUCUGCUAAAACAAAGGAAGGCGUAAGAGAUGUAUUUAAAACAGCCACAACAGCUGCACUUCAGACCAAGAAACGGAAAAAGAAGAAGGGAUGCAGUAUAUUGUAAAAUGGUUGAACUUGUUCUGCAGAACUUUGCUUUAAAUAAUGUGAUAUGCUAGAGCUCACUAACUUACAUGGAAGGAACUUCUCCCACUCUGUUUGGGGUGGGCCAAUCCGAUGUAAAAGAGAACUUCUUUCUGAAACAGAAAGGAGAUGUCCGUAGUAAUCAUUUAUUAAUUUGAAUUAUUAGUAUUGUUACAUAACCAUGCACUGGUCUACCUGUAUGGCAUAUUCUGAUGGUGAGAUUGCAUAUCAUUGUAUUUCUAUUCGCUGUGAGGCAGCAGGUUUCAUUGUAAGUUAGGAUACAUAGCCAGGUGUGGUGAUGCAAUGAUGUUUAUUAAUUGACAAGUGUAUAAAAAAAACUUGCCUUUCUCUUUAAAGUGAAUUAAUGUUAUUGGCCCUUCUGUGUUUUUGGCCAAUAGGCUUUUUGCAUGAUGUGAUCUCUCGGGACGAAAUCCAGUUUUUCAGAUCACUAAGUAUUAACUGGUAUGUCGAAAACAACGGAAACUAAGGUUGAUUGGUGCAAGAUUGGAUUGUAAGACUUAAAGGAGCUAUGUCACCACUUGUCGAGUUUGUUUUUUAUGAUCAAUGAAAUUGCCUUUGAAUUGAAGGGAAGUUUACAAAGGUAGCGAAACAUCAAUGAUAGAGUAAUCUAAACAAGAACAAAGAGCAUCAAACAGAGAGACACUGCAAGCUACAAACUUGGAAAAUUAAUGCCAAUGUGUAAUUUGAUUUAAGACAUAGCUCCUUUAUGUUUUUGUGGUGCACCAUUGCUGAUCUUGUAGCAUGAGAUCAGGUCAUUCAAAGAGCUCAUGUGACCUCUCAAGAAAUAAGUAGAAUAUUGAAUAACCGACAAUGUGUGUAAGUGAUUGUCUCUCAGCAACAGAUUUUGAUUGUCUUUAGCUAGAUAAAAACUACUGUUAUAAAAUAGUUUUUGUAGGAGAAUUUUUGUAUGUGUUGAUGUUCUUCUUGGACUGGAGUGGUUUGAAAAUCCGAUGUUUCCAGUGUUUGUACAAGAAAUAGUAUGUGCUAAUUAUUGCUAGUUUCAUCAAAAUAAUGAUAUAUUUUCUUUGGAGUUUCAGACCUUUUCCAGGGCAUAAAAGUUGUUUUCCUCAAGAAUGGUGUAGAAUUUGGGAGGUUUUGCACAUAAUGAACUAAUGGCUUCACUUAUGUGCAGCUCCAAAUUUGAUUGCUUGGUAAAUUUUUAAAACGUUUGAUUUGUGUAUGUAAUAUGCAAUGUAAUAAAAUGCUGUUGAUUCAAAGGCUGUAAUUCGUGAAUGGAGAUACUCUUUUCGGUUUGUCCAGUAAAGUAAUAAAACUUGUUAUUUUGAAACGUUGUGAAA
Molecule: messenger RNA, 2351 nt
Organism: Orbicella faveolata
Lineage: Eukaryota; Metazoa; Cnidaria; Anthozoa; Scleractinia; Merulinidae
Product: ras-like GTP-binding protein RHO
Biological process (GO): small GTPase-mediated signal transduction
Molecular function (GO): GTPase activity; GTP binding
Source: RefSeq, a predicted model, not a curated record